CAGCUUAUUUUUCUUAUGUCCUCCGUGUCCUCUACGUUUGUAGUAUCAUCCGUGAUCAAGCUUCGCAAUAUCUUGCCGUACUUUUGCGAAUAUUUAAUUGUUCGAAUGGAGUUUAAGAAUCGAGAUGGCAUUUCAGGCAGUCGAAUCUGUGAGAUGUCACUGUCACUACACUGAAGUACAGGAACUUAACCAAAUACAAUUGCUGAUGUGAAUACCUAAGCACGAAAAUAUUUGGAAAGAGUGCUUAGCGCGCGAUGCUGAGAAUACUAACGUUUGGGAGUGUUAUGGACCUUAGCUGACUGUUUUGUUGAAUUAAUGCCUUUUACUUCAUAUUAAUUGAUAUGAGAACUCCAAGAAGAUAAGUAGUUGGUCGUAUGAACGGCUCUUUGAAUUAUUUCAAGAUUUGAGAUAUACAAGUUUGGUUUACCAACAAAAAACAAAAGGCUGUAGUGAAGUUAUAGGAUGCCAGACAUGGUUUAAGGAGGUAAUGAUCCACUGUCCUUGGUCCUUGUCAAUGUGUACACGAUGACAAUGGAAAUGCCAUCACUCACAAACGAGCUUUUUGAUGCGAUUCAUUCUGGAGAAAUAUGUCCCAUGCUUCCAAAUAAAUCUUGGGGGAUUCACUGUGCAGAGAUACCUGAAAAAUGUAUCGUGAUCAGUGAAGUUGUAAUGCAACAUGUGAGUGACACCGGAUUAGUACCAUUAUAUAUUAAACAGAUUGUGUUCGAUAACAAGUUAAACUUCGAAGUUUACUUUCUCAAUUCUAGAAUUGUUUUGAAAAACAGACCUUUUAUUGGACAAACCAUUGCUGGUUUUGAACAUGUCGUAGCAUACAUAAAUAGUUUGAAACUAUGUGCUGGAGGCCCUGAUAUAAGUCAGUACAGUAACAUUAAACUAGAAUGUGCUUAUAAAGAUCCCACAGAUAAAUGGAGGCACAAUCUAUGUACUUUAGAAAUUUCUGGUGCUGAGGUAUGUGAAUCCUGUCUUUCUCUGGGAGAAGUUUUUAAAAGACAUGCACAGCGUAACAAACCAUCAGCAAAAUCUCGAAAAGUUGUGAAAUCAGUGAAGAGGAAGCGAGUUAUUUUUUAAUUUUAACAAGAAGGCAAUUCUACAGUGGAGAGAAAAAGUUCUAGUACAACAGCAUAAUGUUUUCAUUUGAAUGAUUAUCUUUAAACAUGUUAUAGUUAAAAUCUGUUAAGCAUACAAGAACAUUAAUAAUAGAGCAUAAUAGUAUAGAAAUAUAUCAAACGAAAUUAUUAGGUUCUAAGAAUCCUAUCUAUGAAUAUGUACUCUAUUCAGAUUUAAAGUAUUUUUUUUGUUUCUGCUUAUUAAAAGCGAAUAUCGUUUGGUACGUACAAUCGAAACAGGAAUUAUUAUGAUAACGUUAAUUAUGUAUUGUAGUAUAUAUGUAAAUAAAUUAAAAUAACUUUAACUGAAAA
Cephus cinctus (wheat stem sawfly) is the source of this 1439-nucleotide messenger RNA. RefSeq lists its product as uncharacterized. The transcript has 5 exons. Bases 526 to 1089 code for a protein of 187 amino acids. Lineage: Eukaryota; Metazoa; Arthropoda; Insecta; Hymenoptera; Cephidae. The record is from RefSeq and is a predicted model, not a curated record.